AUGUCAUUUAGAGGUGGACGUGGUGGAAAUAGAGGAAGAGGAAGACCUUCUUUCGGUGGACGUGACCAACAACCAAGUGGAGAACUUGUUCCUUAUGGUAAAUUCUUACAUGCUGCUGAGACUGUUAUGGUUUUUAAAGCAACAUCAACUACACAAUACCCAGCCUUUAAUGCUAUUGUUUACAACGACAAAAAAGCUGAGGUAGGAAAAGUUGGAGAAGUAUUUGGACCAUUAAAUGAUUAUUACUUUAGUGUUGUUCCAGCUGAAGGAGUUAAGCCUGAUUCAUAUAGUGUUGAUGAUCAAAUCUACUUGUAUACUGAUAAACUUUUCUCUGUUGAUCGUUUGAAGAACCCACCAGCACCAGUUAAACGUGGAGGUGCAAAGGGUGGAGCUAAAGGUGGAUCCAAUAACAGAGGCUCACGUGGUGGAAAUAGAGGAGGAUCUCGUGGUGGAUUUAACAACAGAGGUUCACGCGGUGGAAAUAGAGGAGGAAGCUUUGGUGGAAACAGAGGUGGUUUUGGAGGAAACAAAGGACCAAGAAAUCAUUAG
Molecule: messenger RNA, 549 nt
Organism: Entamoeba dispar SAW760
Lineage: Eukaryota; Evosea; Mastigamoebida; Endamoebidae
Product: H/ACA ribonucleoprotein complex subunit, putative
Exons: 1
Coding region: 1-549 (182 amino acids)
Biological process (GO): ribosome biogenesis; snoRNA guided rRNA pseudouridine synthesis
Cellular component (GO): box H/ACA snoRNP complex
Molecular function (GO): box H/ACA snoRNA binding
Source: RefSeq, a predicted model, not a curated record